Molecule: messenger RNA, 1138 nt
Organism: Exophiala mesophila
Lineage: Eukaryota; Fungi; Ascomycota; Eurotiomycetes; Chaetothyriales; Herpotrichiellaceae
Product: uracil phosphoribosyltransferase
Exons: 5
Coding region: 184-864 (226 amino acids)
Source: RefSeq, a predicted model, not a curated record
CAGUCUUCAGUGUCGAGUAAUGGUCCUUUUGCGACUUCGACACAUAUUUUCCCAUCUCAUACUAGUUCGCUCUCUCAUAUAGAUGUUGACGCAUCCCGAGACUAUAAUUCGUCACUAUAACACCGACCAGAUCAAAGCCAGACGGAGACAAGACGAGGACAAAGUACUGACAGUGUUGCUGCCAUGACUGCAGUCACUCUCAAACCCGCCUGUGCGGCGCAAAGUGACAAUCAUGUGCUUCUGGCGCCAAACAACCAAUUACACAGCUCUAUGACCCUUUUACGAAACAAAGAAACAUCACACCGAGACUUUGUAUUGGCUUUCCAAAAAGUGGCUGCACAAUUGGUGGCUAAAGCACUUGACUUCGUUCCUGUGGAGGUUGAGACCAUAGUGACACCAACAGGGACGUCCUACACAGGGUGCAAACAGACAGCUAAGGUCUGCGGAAUCAGUAUCCUGAGAGCUGGAGCCAGUCUGGAAGAUGCUUUCCGAAAUGCCUACAAUGGUCCCGUGAGCUUUGGCAAACUCCUCAUCCAACGCGACGAAGAAACUGCGCUUCCCAAAUAUCUCUACUCAAAGUUUCCUUCAGGCAUGUCACAAAGUAUUGUCUUCCUGCUGGAACCAAUGUUGGCCACUGGUGGCUCAAUAUGCAAAGCGGUUGAACUCGUUAUGGAGAGAGGUGUGCCCGAGUCGAAUAUUGUCAUUGUCAAUGUCAUGUCCUCAAGAUUUGCGUUGAGUGUCGUCGCUGACAGAUUUCCUCAACUGAAAAUCGUGACGGCGGCGAUUGAUGAAACACUGAAUUCUCAGAAGUUUAUUGAGCCUGGGUUGGGAGAUUUCGGCGAUCGGUUUUAUUGCACCGAUUGAGGUUACAAGCUGGGCUACAAGAGCAUGUUCGAGGGAGAUAUACUCGACGAAAGAAUUGCGUUCUACAUGAGGGAGACACUUUGAUCAGGGCUCGUUCGGCCAUAAACGGCCUGAAAUGCAUAUUGAAUUGGCGCAGGCAAUACAAAGGACAGGGGUGUAUUCGAGACUAUCUCCUCAGUACCGUCUAAAUUGUCAUAUGUUGAUUACUCUAACAGAAGCAUCAUUCACUAAACCUCACCAUCAUUGAAAACGCCCACCCUUUAUUCAGACAACA